UUGAUAUAUAAAGAACAGCAAAAUUAAAUUCAAUGUUCUACUUACAACGGUCGGUAAAGUCUCAAUUCUCGAGAUGAAGAUCUUAUACGUAUUCGCUCUUUUGAUUGUGGCUGCGGUCGCUUUCGCACUUCCCGUCGAAGAACAUCAUCGCGAGCGUAGGGUCACCUGUGAUCUUCUCGAUGGUCUUGGUGUUGGUCACAGCGCUUGCGCCGCUCACUGUCUCGCCAAAGGAUAUAAAGGAGGAAGCUGUACCAGCAAUGGUAUUUGUUCGUGCCGCAAGGACAGAUGGAUUGGUUAAUUUCGAUUGCGGUAAUCAUUCUCUUACAAUUGAGAAAACUGGACUGGAAUUUUGAUUGAUGGACAUGUCGCGUAUGAUUCACACUUUUUGGAAUUUUAACAAAAUGUAUCAUAAAUUCGUCUAUAAUACUCUUUAAAAUUAGUGCAAUAUAUUUUAUAUAUAUCCUUUCAUUACACAUACUUUCAGAAAUAUACUUAUAAUUCGUGGUAUAUAAAGAAUAUAAAUAUAAAUAUGUAUAUAUGAAUAAAUAAACAUAUAUAUAUAUGUAUUUCCAGUAAGAAUAAACGAACAGUAACAAUAUAACAUAGAUCAAAAUGUCAGACUCAAUAAUAUAAAUUUAAUAUAUAUAUUUGAAUAUGUACAUGCCGUAAAUAUAAGUUGUUCGAGUUUUAACU
Messenger RNA from Wasmannia auropunctata (little fire ant), 693 nucleotides. Its product is annotated as sapecin-C. The coding region runs from base 74 to 298 and encodes 74 amino acids. The record is from RefSeq and is a predicted model, not a curated record. NCBI's taxonomy places the organism in Eukaryota, Metazoa, Arthropoda, Insecta, Hymenoptera, Formicidae. The transcript is spliced from 3 exons. Gene Ontology annotation, biological process: humoral immune response; defense response to bacterium.